Orbicella faveolata is the source of this 1046-nucleotide messenger RNA. RefSeq lists its product as uncharacterized. The record is from RefSeq and is a predicted model, not a curated record. Lineage: Eukaryota; Metazoa; Cnidaria; Anthozoa; Scleractinia; Merulinidae.
AACUCAUGUAUGCCCACGGAUUGUGUUUCCCCAAAAGGACCCAUCAGGUAGUUCUUCGUCCUUGUGCGCCUUGGUAUUCAACUGACAUUAGUGUUCAAAAGAACAUAAGGAGGAAGCUCGAACGUAACUGGCGACGUACAAGAUUACCUGCAGAUAGAGAACGGUAUGUGUUUCAGAACAGUGUUGUUAAUGGCAUGAUUGCCUACGCGAAGCACACAUUUUAUUCAUCAGUGAUCCAGGAAAACUCAAGGAACUCUGGACUUCUUUUUAAGACAAUAGAGAAGCUUCUGCACUCCAAUCCAGUCCAGCGUUAUCCAUCUGGGCCUAAUAACUGUUCUCUGUCCCAGUCAUUUGUUGAAUAUUUUAGUGACAAAAUUGUUAAAAUCCGCAAUGAUCUUGACAAAGUUGAUAGAACUCUGAAUGACGGUCAAGUUACUUCAUGCAAUGCUGAGUCUGAAAGCUGUCUAGCUGGUCAGCUGCUAAGUGAAUUUAAACUUGUCUCUGAGGAGGUCGUAUCUGGUUUUGUGAAUCACCUGUGUUCAAAGUCCUGUAAACUUGAUCCAAUUUCAUCUUCAGUGUUCAAAGGGUGCUGUCAUUAUCUGCUUCCAAUGAUCACUUGUAUAGUUAACUUGUCUCUUACAAGUAGCCAAGUACCUGAUAGAUUCGAGGUUGCCAUGUUGAAGCCAUUGUUGAAAAAGAGUGGAGCUGAUCAUGAACUAUUUUCUAACUUUCGUCCUGUCUCGAAUUUAUAUUUUCUAUCCAAAGCUACGGAGAAAGCAGUUGCAGCACAAUUAAUGGACCACCUUAAUGAUAAUAAAGGCUUAUUAGAAGAAUUUCAGUCUACAUAUAAAUCUCAUCACAGUACAGAGACUGCGCUUGUGAGAGUUCAAAAUGAUAUUUGAUAAGGCUAUUGACAAUAACAGAUCGGUUAUAUUACUAUUGCUCGAUUUAUUGGCUGCGUUUGAUACUGUCGAUCAUUCGAUUUUGUUAUCUAGACUACAGAAUCGCUUUGGUAUUAGGAACACUGCUCUUAAUAGGUUUCAUUC